This is a messenger RNA of Schistocerca gregaria, 2607 nucleotides long. Its product is annotated as integrator complex subunit 6-like. The coding region runs from base 110 to 2521 and encodes 803 amino acids. The record is from RefSeq and is a predicted model, not a curated record. Gene Ontology annotation, biological process: snRNA 3'-end processing. Lineage: Eukaryota; Metazoa; Arthropoda; Insecta; Orthoptera; Acrididae. The transcript has 3 exons. Gene Ontology annotation, cellular component: integrator complex.
AUUUAUUCGUGGUCAUCGCAUAUGACAUGUAUGCUGUUUGUUUCUCACUGGAGUGACGAUGGUGCGACAGACCCGAUUUUGACGCGACGAACAUAGGGAACAAGAAGCCAUGCUGUUUCUCUUCCUUAUAGACACCAGCGCGUCUAUGAACCAGCAUACAGCCUGUGGGUUGAGUUUGCUGGAUGUUGCCAAAAGCGCUGUGGAAUAUUUUUUCAAAAAAAGGGCUUGCGAUCAAGCUGUUCGAAGUGACACUUACUUUUUGGUCACAUGUGAAGAGGAUUUGAAUGCAAUCAAGGUUGGAUGGAAGGAUUCCCUUUCGGCUAAUGCCUUUUUACAGGAAGUCAAAAAUUUGGAAGCUUACGAUUUGAGCGACAUCAGAUCAGCUCUGAAAAAAAGCUUUGACCUUUUGAAUAUGUACCACCUCAGUAACAACUCGUUUAAUAACAAAGACCACUACGCACAAGGUCGUUAUCCGUGGGAAAUCGAGCCUACUGCAAUCAUCGUUUUGUCAGAUUCUGGCGCAUUCUGCGACAAGAAUGGGACGUACGAAGAACUGGAGUUGGAUACCAGUCAUAUUGAGAGCGAAUUGUGGUUAGAGCCGUUUCGAUGGGAGCAGCACGUGUACGGCAUUUCAGUUCGCUUCCCGGGCGUUGAGUGCGUGCCGUCAAAUGGGGGUGCAACAAGGGGCAGUAGGGAGUCGAGUACAUCCACUAUUUCGUCUAUAUGCGAAAUGACAGGCGGAAGUUACACACAAGUCGCUAAUAUGAAGCAGCUGUACCUCGCUACCGAUUCGAUUCUUGCGAAGUGUGCUAGUAACGCGAGUUUUGGCGUCAGCGUAUCAUUUGAACCCAUCGUACAGCACCAGGAUAGUUCUACUUGUCCGCCACCUACGGUGCGUGGCCGGUCUAUCUAUGUGCGGCCGGGCUCGCCUGGGAAUUGGCCAUUGCCGGAGGAUUAUUCAGUGACUGCCAACAUGACCAAAACACCUCCUCGCCACGUACAUCCCUGUAUUCAGUAUCGCUCUACUCCCGUGAACCAGACGGUGCAUCCUAAGGAUUUCCCGGUUGACGUCUACGUACUGGAAAGUUCUCCCUUAACAGAGUGGAUUCUCAGUCGCACGCUGAACUGGAACAUGGUCUAUGAAUGCUCGAUUGUGCCUAACAAUGAUCUGGUUUGUUCGUCGCUGCACGUCCCGCCAUUUGGCUAUUUGAAACCAUACAGCGACCAAAACAUUGUGUGUUUGCAUGUGUUGGCAUAUAACUACCCUAUGUUGCUUUCUCUAUUUAAUCACGCCCACCAGAGCGACACGUCCAGAUGGAAGGCGGAGUUUGAGCGGUACAUUAACUCGACGCCUCCUUACUACAUCCCUUUUAUUCGUUCCGCGCUGAGAAGGUUGGAGAUGGGAGGCACCCGAUCUUCUAUCUCUGCUUCCAGUCUGAUAUCGGACAAGUUAGUCGCCAGCUGCGAAUUACCGUACACUAUUCUCGAGUGGAUAAACGGCGUGCGCAAGCUGGCCUUCAACGAAACUAGUCUCUUCGAGUCCGCUUUGGCUAGCCAGCGAAAGAAGGCCAGCAAUCGCGCUAGACAGUCUGAGCAGUAUGAAACAAAGUUCAAUCUAAACAAUUUGAACGUUUUUGAGCUCUCCAGGUCUCAACUGUUUGAGUCACUUGACCAGAUGCGGACGAACCUCUUUUCGUCGGCUCACGCAGAUACGUUGCUCAAGAAACGGACACUGGACGAUGAAGCAAAACAUCGCGUUCCAAUCGGUGAAAUGGGCGAUUAUCAGUCUCAUCUGAUGAAAAAAAAACCUGGACUGAGAACUGUUGAAGACAAGGACAUGGGACCCAUGCACUCCAGAAUGACACCUUUGAAAAAGAAUAACCAGAAAAUAGAUUUCGUUGACGAAGCAGACAUGCCGUGGAAGAGUGAAACAUCGUCUACGACAAACGCGGGAAUGGAAACAAGAUCAAGAAAGCUUAAACUUGAGUACAUCCGAAGAAGGCAACAGGAGGACCUUUUAAGGUCAAAGAACCCAACUGAUUCUCAACCGAUGGCCUCAAAUGAAGAAGUCGCGUUUGAGAACGAAAUCACGACGAUUGGACUAAGAGAAACGGACCUCUCUACUCCAUCCCAGAGCAGCGACGAAGGAGUUGCUUCUUCAAAAGUCCAGAAAAACUCUCAACCUCUUGCUGACCAUGACGACCAAAUUGGCGUUCGUGACUCUCUCGAACCGAAGCCUUCCGCUUUGAAUGUUCAGCGCGUUCCCCCGUCCUUGACGCCCGCGGAAAACAGACUGGAGAUGCUAAAGAUGCACCGCCACAACAACGCCUUGAAGCUGGAUGCUCUGAAGGCCAUCCGACGACCUGUACAAGUCGAUUUGAUAGGGCUUAGAAAAUGCAUUGAAUCAAUACAAGGUGGCGAAGUCCAGCGAAAAAUGUUCAUUUACUCACUCUCGGUCUUUGGCCAGCGAUACAAGCGAGACGUAAUAGGCUUGCUGAAGACUUCGCAAAAAUCAAGAUAAUAGUCCUUUUAUAGAGGGAGAAGGACGUUUCGCAAUUUUGAGCCUCUUCGUCCAGAAUUAAAGUUUGUGUAUGUACAAAGGAUUUA